CGGGGCGGCGCGCGCCGCUGCUGCAUUUGCUGCAGGAGGCGCGAGCGCGAGCGCGAGCUGGAGAUGGCGUCCGCUACCGACUCCCGCUAUGGGCAGAAGGAGUCCUCGGACCAGAACUUUGACUACAUGUUCAAGAUCCUGAUCAUCGGCAACAGCAGCGUGGGCAAAACCUCCUUUCUUUUCCGGUACGCCGACGACUCCUUCACGCCGGCCUUCGUCAGCACCGUCGGCAUCGACUUCAAGGUCAAAACCAUCUACCGCAACGACAAGCGCAUCAAGCUGCAGAUCUGGGACACCGCCGGGCAGGAGCGGUACCGCACCAUCACCACCGCCUACUACCGCGGCGCCAUGGGCUUCAUCCUCAUGUACGACAUCACCAACGAGGAGUCCUUCAACGCCGUGCAGGACUGGUCCACCCAGAUCAAGACCUACUCGUGGGACAACGCGCAGGUCCUGCUGGUGGGCAACAAGUGUGACAUGGAGGACGAGCGCGUGGUGUCCUCGGAGAAGGGACGCCAGCUCGCCGAGCACCUGGGCUUCGAGUUCUUCGAGGCCAGCGCGAAGGACAACAUCAACGUGAAGCAGACCUUCGAGCGGCUCGUGGACAUCAUCUGCGAGAAGAUGUCGGAGUCGCUGGACGCGGCCGACCCGGCGGUCACCGGCGCCAAGCAGGGCCCCCAGCUCACGGACCAGCAGGCGCCGCCGCACCAGGACUGCGCCUGCUAGGGCCG
Nothoprocta perdicaria is the source of this 731-nucleotide messenger RNA. RefSeq names its product RAB3A, member RAS oncogene family (gene RAB3A). Bases 64 to 726 code for a protein of 220 amino acids. Gene Ontology annotation, molecular function: GTP binding; GTPase activity. The record is from RefSeq and is a predicted model, not a curated record. Lineage: Eukaryota; Metazoa; Chordata; Aves; Tinamiformes; Tinamidae. Gene Ontology annotation, cellular component: axon; plasma membrane; synaptic vesicle membrane. Gene Ontology annotation, biological process: regulation of exocytosis; regulation of synaptic vesicle fusion to presynaptic active zone membrane; maintenance of presynaptic active zone structure. The transcript has 5 exons.